CUGAUACAAACAGUGUUGUACUGUGAGGCAUUGACGCAGCACGACAUUAUGGCGAUCAAAGAGGCAACGUUUAUCGCCCUCCUGGCAUUAGUACAUUCGGGGCAAGCGCAGUACACUAAGUUCCCGGAAGGAUUCACGUUUGGAGUGGCGACUGCUGCUCAUCAAAUAGAAGGCUCAUGGAACGUCAGUGGAAAAACUGAAAAUGUGUGGGACCAUCUGAGCCACAAUCGGCCGUGGAUGAUAGCUGACGGAACCAAUGGGGAUGUAGCCUGCGACUCCUACAACCGUUACCAAGAAGAUGUUGAUGAGCUGGCAUACAUGGGUGUAGAUUUCUACAGAUUGUCUCUCUCUUGGGCCAGAAUUCUGCCAACUGGACGAAUGGAUGUCAUAAACCCUGAUGGUAUCAGAUACUACAACGCACUCUUCGAUGCUUUAGCCGAAAAAAAAAUUGAGCCGUUGGUCACUCUGUUCCACUGGGAUUUACCACAAUCACUCCAAGAUCUAGGUGGAUGGGCGAAUCCGAAAAUGAUUGAUUACUUCCGCGACUACGCAGACGUAUGCUUCAGAGAGUUCGGUGAUAAGGUCAAAUCCUGGAUCACACUCAAUGAGCCCUAUGAAAUUUGCGAAGAUGCUUAUGGGGACGACAAGAAAGCUCCCGCCAUCGAUAGCCACGGUGUAGGAAACUACUUGUGCAGCGACACUCUGUUGAAAGCUCACGCUGAAGUUUAUCAUCUUUAUAACGACACCUACAGACCCAUACAAAACGGAAGAAUAAUGAUUUCAAUUAAUUCAAUUUGGUACGAACCAAGUGAUCCCGAUAAUGCGGAACAAGUUGCUCUGGCUGAAGUUGCUAACCAAUUCAAAUUCGGAUGGUUCGCAAAUCCUAUUUUCACCGAAGAAGGUGGCUAUCCCGUCGUAAUGGUAGAAAAUAUUGCUGAGCAAAGCAGAGCUGAAGGAUUAAAUAAACCUAGAUUAGAACAAUUCGAUGAGUACUGGAUUGAAAGAAUUAAGGGUACAUCAGACUUCCUUGGUAUCAAUCACUACACCACGCAUUUGAUCACCGGCCCAGGAGUGGACUCUCUCGCCAAACACCCGUCCUGGCUAAAAGAUAUUGGAGCGGUAGUAAGUUUGGACGUGGGCAGAGAUUCAGCCUCAGAGUGGCUAAGAGUAGUGCCAACCGGUUUUGCAAACUUAUUACGCUGGUGCAAGAGCACGUACAACGAUGUUCCAAUUUACAUCACCGAGAACGGAUUUUCUGAUCGUGGAGAAUUAGAAGAUUACAACCGUAUUAGAUAUUACAACGACUACCUCUCCGAAAUUUUGAAUGUCAUUUAUGACGAUGAUGUCAAAGUCCUUGGUUACACUGCAUGGACCCUAAUGGACAACUUCGAAUGGCGAGCUGGAUUUUCUGAACGCUUCGGUCUUUACCACGUUGACAUAACGGAUCCGAAUCUCCCAAGAACACCUAAACUCUCUGCAGAAUACUACAAGCAAUUAUGCGAAACGAAGGAAAUACCUCAAGAUGAACGUUUCAAGGAUCCAGCUGUACGGAAACGUGUGUGA
Molecule: messenger RNA, 1563 nt
Organism: Danaus chrysippus (African queen)
Lineage: Eukaryota; Metazoa; Arthropoda; Insecta; Lepidoptera; Nymphalidae
Source: the annotation of a GenBank genome assembly